AUGGAUUUUUUGUCUAGCGGAUUUUCCAAUAACCAUCUGUUCAGCCAUCCAGCGCCUAGGGAUUGUCUUGCGUAGUCUAGGUAACAACCACUCAAUGGUUGUAGUAGUUCGAUAUCCGAUAGAUUCUGAAAUGUUCUUCCGGAACCAUCCACUAUCCACUAUAUUCUUUGGCUACACACAAGCUGUAACUCUGAUUUUUCUCACAUUCCUCUUUGGAAGUUCAUGGAACGGAACGCUGUUCUAUACAAUUGCAUUUGUCUUUGGGUUCUUAUCGGUAAUAACGGGGUCAAGAGCAUUGAGUUUGUUGCUUUGCCGGUGGAUGGAAAUCAAUCUCGAUAUGGUUGUUAUUGAGUGUGAGGAUGAAAAGGAAAAAUUGGAGAUCAGAAAGAUUCUUCUUUCAAUGCCUGGGGUAUUGAUAGAAAGUACAACAGGGAGCUACAAGUACGCGGGCGGGUAUAGAUUCGAUACUGAUACCGAUAAGGGCCGCAUGCACGCUCAUAUACUUCCCGAACUAGCCGCAGACCCAAACUCUCAGCCCCGACCGCGGGCCCAUCAGUGGAGAGCAAUUGGCAUCGGCUUUGGUAUCUUAGGGGGGACGAUCGUUUGGGUCCUAGCAACAACGAUAUUUUAUAUCGCCUCGGUGCCCGCGAAUGAACCCUUCUUUCCAGGAGUUGCACAUGUCCAAUCGGACUCAAGAAACAUGAGUACUUAUUUUCUUCCCUCUAUUUCUGUGGCAGUGACACUAGGCUUUGCGCUGGGCUUUACCUUCGGCGUGAAAGUAAGAUCUGAAUUUGGGUUGUUGGUUAUUGGGGAAGACAUACCGGCAUUAGAUUUAGCGUCGAACUCUGCGUCUGUGUAG
Morchella sextelata is the source of this 859-nucleotide messenger RNA. RefSeq lists its product as uncharacterized. The record is from RefSeq and is a predicted model, not a curated record. The annotation marks the transcript as partial. The transcript has a single exon. NCBI's taxonomy places the organism in Eukaryota, Fungi, Ascomycota, Pezizomycetes, Pezizales, Morchellaceae.